AUGGUCGACUGUUGGUUGAAGAUUUUGAAAUGUGUACGUUUUGCUGCUGCUGCUGCAAUUGUUCUUUCAUUACCUGAUUUUCUUUUUGAAGUUUAUCAAUCUGAAUUUGUUAUUGAUUCACUUGUUCGUUCAUCAUAUGAUCCAGCCUAUAGACAUUCUAUAUCUGCUGAUGAACAUAAACUUUUUCGCUUUGUAUAUCUUUUAUUGACAUGUUCAUCAAAAUCACCUCUUUCUAGUCCUGUUUAUUUGCACAAUAGACAUUUAACAGGAAGAUUAUAA
Molecule: messenger RNA, 279 nt
Organism: Rotaria sordida
Lineage: Eukaryota; Metazoa; Rotifera; Eurotatoria; Philodinida; Philodinidae
Source: the annotation of a GenBank genome assembly